This is a messenger RNA of Necator americanus (New World hookworm), 1455 nucleotides long. RefSeq lists its product as uncharacterized. Gene Ontology annotation, cellular component: membrane. The transcript has 14 exons. Gene Ontology annotation, biological process: amino acid transmembrane transport. Gene Ontology annotation, molecular function: L-amino acid transmembrane transporter activity. Bases 1 to 1455 code for a protein of 484 amino acids. NCBI's taxonomy places the organism in Eukaryota, Metazoa, Nematoda, Chromadorea, Rhabditida, Ancylostomatidae. The record is from RefSeq and is a predicted model, not a curated record.
AUGAACGGCAAUGUAGAGGCGUCCCGACCGAAGCUUAUGUUCGAAGUCUCUGCUUGUGAAGGGAGCGAACCAGCGCUUGACAGUCCUGAUGGUAGUGCUGCCCUCGCCCAAACUGCUGCUGAUUUAAGGAAGGCCAAUGCUAAUGACACCUAUUGUGGAGAAGGUUCGAGAAUGUUCUACAACUACAAGAUGCUGCAACAUGGAUUCCGUCCAAAACUGGAAAGCUAUGAAAAAGCUUUCGAGAAAUGGGGGAUUGGGAUUCAGCUCGAUCCAUCCUCUGAAUUCUGGUCGAAGAAGUUGGUUGGAUUCGCCUUAAUGUGGUUACUUCUGUUUCUGAACUUCUUCUCUCUGAAGACGUUCGUUUCACGGUUUCAAAUAGCCGCCUCCAUCGCCAAAGUUGUUGCCACUGGUCUUGUCAUUGUUACUGGAUUUUAUCUACUCAUUUUCAAAAGUGAUACACAAAAUUUGCAUGAUCCGUUCAUGAAUAGCAAAUGGAAUAUUGGAGCAAUAGUUUCGGCAUUGUUUGCCUGUUUAUUCUCCUACGACGGCUGGGAUAUCCUCAAUUUCGGUGCUGAGGAGAUUGAAAAACCAAAGCGAACGAUGCCUCUGGCGAUUGUGAUAGGCAUGGCAUGUAUCGCAUUGAUCUACGUAGCAGUCAACUUCUCUUUCUUCGUGGUUCUUACGCCCGCUCAAAUUUUGAGUACCGACGCUGUAGCAAUGACGUUUGCGCAUGAAGCUCUACACAAAGCAUCAUUCAUUAUGCCAAUCUUUGUCGCGGUACUUCUCAUUGGAUCUCUCAACAGCACGAUGUUCUCCGCUAGUCGCUACCUGCAAGCUGCUGCCAAACAGGGCCAUCUGCCUGCAUUCAUUAGCGGAAUCAACCCUACAACUGAUUCUCCCAGGACAGCUCUUACAGUUCAUAUUUUGAUUGCUAUGGUGAUGUCUUUCGCCGGAGAUCCGGACAACCUGAUACAAUACGUGUCUUUCGCACAGUGGUCUCAACGAGCAUGCACAAUGGGCGCUCUGAUCUGGAUUCGCUUCAGACAUUGGCCACUUCAUCCAGACAAAAUCCGGAUGCCUAUUGUUAUGCCUAUUUUUUUCUGUCUUAUGUGCACCACAUUGGUCGUUGUUACGAUCAUUGAUAACAUUUCCUCGGCAGCUGUUGGCUUAGGUAUCUGGAUAGCAGGUUUUUUCAUCUACCUCAUACUAAUCUUUGAUCGUGCUCUUCCAUCCAGUUCUAUGUAUAGGAGAAUUACAAGCAAAUUAAACGAUAAUACCACCAAAUGGGCCCAAAUCAUCUUUAAUAUCAUUCCAGAACGAAGCGACGGCAGUGAAAAAGAUUACGCUGUAGGCGGCAACAGCGACAAGGUGUUUUCCAUCAAUGCCAAGUCAGUGGCUCUCCCAAACUUAGUCUUUGCAAACUUGGAAGAUGAUGAAGCGAAGACGAGAUUGUAA